This is a messenger RNA of Lodderomyces orthopsilosis Co 90-125, 1575 nucleotides long. RefSeq lists its product as uncharacterized. The record is from RefSeq and is a predicted model, not a curated record. Gene Ontology annotation, cellular component: plasma membrane. Gene Ontology annotation, molecular function: transmembrane transporter activity. The transcript has a single exon. Gene Ontology annotation, biological process: transmembrane transport. Lineage: Eukaryota; Fungi; Ascomycota; Pichiomycetes; Serinales; Debaryomycetaceae. Bases 1 to 1575 code for a protein of 524 amino acids.
AUGAGUUAUUCCAACAACAAAUAUCCACCGCCUGAAUAUCCUCCUCCGGGCGGCCAACAAUACGACAAUGGCGGUAACAACAACUACAACAAUCACGAUGACACCUAUUAUGUGCAACCUGACUUGGAAAAUGUAGACAAUGAAAAGCCACAACCUUCACAAGACUUUGACCAGAGCUUCAAAAUUGAAAAGCCACGAUUGAACGAUUGGCCAUUCACCAUUUUCUUUUUGCUAGUUGUUGCUGGAUUCAUUGCUGUUGCAGGUAUAACUUUGAAUGCGUUGAGGAAGACAUAUUCGGACCAAGGAUCAGGAAUUUAUGGCUCAUCCAACUCAUUCACCGUUAAUAGAAACACCGUUAUUCUUUUUGCGUUUGUUAUAGUCUUAUCAAUAGUCAUGGCUGCAUUGGGGCUUCUAUUCAUACGAGCAUUUGCAAAACAGUUCAUCUAUGUUGCCUGUGUUUUGAAUGUUGUACUAUCUGUUGGGACUGCAAUUUUCUACUUUGUUGAGCAUUACUACAGUGCUGCAAUUGUGUUUUUGAUAUUUGGAUUGUUUGCCGCGUAUUGCUACUGGAGAUCGAGAAACAGAAUUCCCCUCAGUGCAACCAUUUUACGAAUUGUCAUUGACGUGAUGAAACAAUAUCCGUCAACCUUGGUCACAGCAUUUUUUGGACUCGUGAUUAGCGCUGGAUUUGGUAUAUUGUUUAGUGUUGUGAUUGUGGCUACUUAUGUCAAGUAUAAGCCUAAUGCUGACAAUACGGCUUUUGAAGGUGGAGGAGGUUCAUGUAGUCAAGGAAAAUUAGUUGGUGUUCUUAUAUUUGUCUUCUUUGCUGGUUACUACAUAUCCGAGGUGAUCAAGAACGUUAUUCAUGUUGUCAUUUCUGGAAUUUAUGGAACAUGGUACUACUUGUCCAAUUCAGACCAAGGAGCUCCAAGACAUCCAGCAUUAUCCUCGUUGAAGAGAGCUUUGACUUACUGUUUUGGAUCAAUCUGUUUUGGUUCAUUGAUUGUGGCUUUUAUUCAAUUGGUGAGACAAUUGCUCAACAUUGUGAGAUCACAAUUUGUUGAUUCAUUCGCUGGCCAAUGUGCUUUAAUUAUCGUUGAUUUCAUAGUUGGUUUCAUUGACUGGUUGGUCCAAUACUUCAACAGAUAUGCAUAUUCAUACGUUGCACUUUAUGGAAAGCCAUAUAUUCGCUCAGCAAAGGACACUUUUGAUAUGUUUAGAUUCAAAGGUAUGGACGCAUUGGUGAAUGACAUGUUCAUUAAUGUGGCAUUAAACUUUUACUCGUUAUUUGUUGCUUAUUUGUCGUCGUUGUUGGCAUACCUUUACCUCAAAUUUACUAAACCUGGGUACAAUGAUAAUGGUAAUUACUAUGCCCCUAUCGUGGCAUUUACUUUUUUGAUUUCCAUGCAAAUUGCUAGCAUCACUUUGAGUGUUAUUGGCUCAGGUGUCGCCACAUUCUUUGUAUGUUUGAGUAAGGAUCCCGAAGUUUUGCAAAUGCUGCAAAGAGACGAAUUGUUUAACGAAAUUCAAAGAAACUAUCCACAAGUGUAUGAAAAGAUUAAUACUAAUCAUUAG